Molecule: messenger RNA, 2485 nt
Organism: Mya arenaria
Lineage: Eukaryota; Metazoa; Mollusca; Bivalvia; Myida; Myidae
Product: zinc finger MYND domain-containing protein 10-like
Exons: 13
Coding region: 46-1428 (460 amino acids)
Biological process (GO): inner dynein arm assembly; outer dynein arm assembly; motile cilium assembly
Cellular component (GO): centriolar satellite; cytoplasm
Source: RefSeq, a predicted model, not a curated record
CAAGUUUUCGCGUGUAAACAAUUUGUCGAGUUUUCUAGAAAUAAAAUGUCUGCUGAGGGUGGCGGUCAAGUUUUAUUGCCGGUUGAGGCAGAGGCUGCAGUAGAGUCAUUGAAGCAAUUCCCCCUGAAGGAAAUAGGUGGACCAAAAUGGUCAGUUCAGCACGAGGUUUUGGAGAAACUGAACAUGCAGGCCAUACUUAACGCCUCUGCCCAGGAAGAUGAGUUUGUGAAAGACUACCUCAUUACCUGUGACAAGUUGUCUUUGUUGAUAUAUGAUCUCCUGGCCACAGAGGUUUGGAAGGAGAAAGUCUUCUCUGAGAUUCUGGACACCGAAGACUUUGAUCCCAAAACAACUUUCCCUUUGUAUAUGGUGCUCUACCAUGAGGCGACUGUGAUUAACCUGCUUGAGACAACCAUGUUUUACCGAGAAGUGUGUGAGGCAGCAGAGGACUGUGUCCUUGACCUUGUAGACUACUGUUACAGGAAACUCACACAGCUCAUAGCAAGGAGUGAGGAGUCAGAGGAAGAGAAAGAUGAGGAAGUGGAUGUGAGCCAGGACGUCUCCAAAAUGGUGCAUGCAUCUAACUUACAGGAACUUGAAAAACAGGACAGGAAACUGAACUUUGAGAUCUGCAUCAAAGCUGUGUCACUGCUCAGAUAUAUUGUUGACCAUCUUGAGGGGUUACCUCUUAGUGUGAUGACACGCCUGCUAAACACACACGACAUCCCACAACUACUGGUGCAACUAAUAGGAACACCCCCGUGGUCUCACAGGAAAGAUGGAAAACAAUACAAAUACAUAGAUGGAAAAUGGGUACAAGUGGAUUUUGCAGAUAGUUUGAAACUCACAAAAAUAGAAGGACAGGUCUGGCUUUCCAUAUUCCAACUGCUAAUGUCGACAGCCUGUCAACAGAAAUACGAGCUGGACACAUACAGGAAAAACACAAUACUUAAGUUGCGGUCAUUCCUGACGGAGCCCAUGUUGGACCAGAUUCCUAUGCUUGGGGAGCUGCAGCGUUACCUGGAACACCUGUCCAUGAUGGACCCACCUGCACCCAGGAGAGAGGUCAUACUUGAACAGGUACCUGAGGUCCGUGAUUACAUUCUGCACAGUAAUGAGGGCAAGUGGAAGAAGAUUGCCAAGAAGCAGAUUAAGUUGUUCUUUGACCCGUCAACCAGUGACCUCAAGAUGCAAGCAAAGAGGUGGGCAGACACUUACAAUUUUGAUGUGAUGGAGGGGUUACUGUCCGAGCCGCCAAAGUGUGCCAAGUGUGGUGAAGAUGCAAGCAAGCGCUGCUCUCGAUGCCAGAACGAGUGGUACUGUGGAAGGGAGUGUCAAGUGACCCACUGGCAGAAACACAAGCAGGCCUGUGAUCUCAUGUUUGACUCUCUCAAGAAACUCAAGGAGCAUGAGCAAGCCAAGGGAUGAUGCCACUAACCUGAGAUCUUGUUUUUCUACUUGUUCAAUUUUCUGACAGUUUUGGACCUUUUUGUCUGUGUUAAAACAAACUGUUAGGCCUACAGUGUCUUGUUUCUUUACUUAAAGUGUCACUCAUAUUUUAAAUCAGUACAUACACAUUUAUAACACAUAAAUUUUGAGUGUUAAUCCUUGAACUACUUACUAAAUAAUGCAAUUCUGGAAAAAAAUAAUAACUGGUAACAGAUUGUAACUGUGAAUUUAAUAGCUAAAAACGCAUAAUAUUAAAUGACUAAAAGUCCUAAAAGAUUUACACUGAUCAACUUUUGUCGCAUAAGGUGGAAAUAAUAUGUUACUGCACCUUCCUUUCAAAUCAAACAUGGACUUCAUAAGAACCAUUGUUUACGAUAUCUGUUCAUCCUUUUUGUUAAAUUAAAACAAUUGUAUUAAUUAUUUGGGCGCAAGAGUGCAUCUUGAAGUCAACAAAACAUUGCUUGGCAACAAAUAGGAUCUUUUUAUGCCUCUCUAAAUCUAAGACUGCGGUAAAGUGUACUGACCAUGUUGAACACUUAAAAAUAUGAUCAGGAACGGUGUAUUGAAAAUAGCUUUGUCAUAUUAUACUAUGUAUAGGACGCACUUUUUUACCCCAGAAUUGUUGGGAAAAAAAUUGCCUGCGUAACUUUUCUUCUAAUUCUAUAUGUAUCAGUUCUUGUUUUCAUUUGAAUGAUCUUUCAAUUGACAAACAUUUUGCUUUAUUCCAUCCUGUGCAAAAACUACAGUACCGCUGUCUGAUUUUAAUAUCAUUAUGAGGAGUGUAUAAAAAGUAUUUGUUCAGAUUUGAAUGAUCUUUCAAUUGACAAACAUUUUGCUUUAUUCCAUCCUGUGCAAAAACUACAGUACCGCUGUCAGAUUUUAAUAUCAUUAUGAGGAGUGUAUAAAAAGUAUUUGUUCAGAUUAUGUUUGUAUUAAUUGAAGUAUACAGCCAUUAUAGGUUGUAUUUGUGAUGUGUGUUCAUGUAUCUUAAUUUAUUUAUUUUAAUGAAAACAUUCCUUUUGAUAAUAAACAAUUU